GCUUGUGGGGUCUUCGCGGAUGAAGAUGUCCAUCCAGGAGUUUGCGGCGAGCUCGGAUGAUGAGCGCAUUCGUCAGUAUCAAGCGCUUCAGUGCUCGCCGCCGCAAGGGGAUGCGGAUGAUUGGGGGUUCUUCUUCGAGCAGGCGCGCUUGGAUGCAAGCUCUCGAAAUUCUCUCUUGGCAUCAAGCGCAUUGCGGUGCCUGGGUUUCUUCAUUAGCAACUCGAGCUAUGUGGAAAAACUUCCAGGUAGCCUUCGCCAUCCUUCUUUGUUUUAACCCUUUUUCUCUUGCCAAAACCUUAGACGAUCUGGCCUCUACAAUUCUGCUAACUUUCGUGAAGAUCGCUACUGGCAGCAGCGAGAAGUUGCAACUUAAACUUAGCAUGUGGUGCGUUUCAGUUCAGCAAUUCAAGGCUAGUAUCAUCGAGAAUCACUUUGAAAACCUCAUCAGCGCUGUAGUGUGUGCGAUCAACAACCAUUUGGGUUCGCUUUCCGUGAUCUUCGAGGCUCUACAGGCUCUUCGUUUCGUCGUUUCCAUAGCACCAGCGAAAGCACGAGCGCAUGCACACGUCUGGGCACCACCACUUUAUAUGAGGCUCGUUAGUAUGGACAAAGCCGAGAGAUGCAUGGUUUCUCAUGCCUUGGACGAGCUUCUAGUGUACAUUCGGCCUUGCUCACUUUUGUUCUUAGAGGUUUGUGCCAACGAUAUACGCACUACGUUGCUGGCAAAGCUGAUGAAAAUGGUAGCCUCCGGUGGUCAAGUUGCUCCAGCAGCCAUCAGCGCUUGGAAAAUGUUUAUCACAUUGCUCGGUAGCCAUCUUAUCAGCAAUAAGUCACUAGCAAAUGAGCUGAUCAAAGUUCCGGAGCUCGCAUUCACGAAGAACGACGCUCAGGCCAGGAUUGCAACUUAUGACGCUUGGGAAUCGUUUAUUGAUGCAGUUAUACCGCCUGACGACGCUCAGCCGAAGCGCCUCAAGCUCCUGUUGACGCCUAUUCUAUCUGCUAUCAAGAGCGAGCGUGUUCUAUCAGUCAAGUCCCGAUAUUGCAAGACAUGGAUACAUAUCCUGGAAGUGCUCGGUACGCGUUUGAACGAUCCUCAAAACUUCAAGCACAGCGUUGUUCCAGUCAUUCAAGCUGUCGUAAAUGUCGACCCGGUGCGAGAUCCGUGGGUUUGGCGAAACUGCAUUGCACUGGUGGAAACGUAUGCUUCGACGAACUUAUCAUCGACACCAGACUUCACUCGACUUACGUUUGCAACGUCCGAUAUCCAAGGAGACCAGCCUUUGUUAGAAGAAGCAACGAAGUUGAAUUUCGAGCCAUGGACUCUCAAAGGUGUUGAAGUUCUUGAAGAGGCAAUGAGGCUUUUCUGGGACUGUGGAAUGAAGAGCCUGGAGGAAAAGAGAGACUGGAGCCUGGCUGCUGCCGCCAGGCUAUGGUACAUCAUCGUGAAGACCAUGGUGGCGGCUCAACACAGUCCUGAGCAGCGAGACGGUGUACAUUGGCUCCUGGGAUUCGCCGUCGGGCUUUGCAACGAGGAAAACUCUCCGAGUAUUUGGAAGACUUGGGCAUGGAACUUCUUUAGAGUUCUUAUCGACGAGCUCGGACCCAUGGUUUUAGCAUCGUCCUUCUACAGAACUCCAUGGCGGCGCUCUCAUACUUUAUUAUCUUGGACGGAGCAUACGACUGUGCUGGUACGUCCGGUUGUGCACAUGCUGGCUGCCUGGAUGGACAUGCUUCUCCGGGAACCAGAAGAGUCUAUUCUUCACGGGACUGAAACGCUUCUCUGUGCUUUAAGAGCACCUUUCGACGUCCUUGGAAGUGUUCAAGAACAGGUGGCCUGCUUAAGUCUGCUGUAUUCAGCAGCUGGCGGUAAAAAACCGAAGAUGGCGAGCGCGUUCCUUCUGCAAUGGUGGAACUCGGUAGCAGAGCAGCUGCUAAACUACGUCGAUGAAACUAGUGAUAUUGGUGGUGAAGGGAAAACUGGUUGUAUAUGCGACGCUCUUCUUUUCCCCGUGAAGUGCUUUUUCCAACCCGGAGGAAGAGAACUCAGCUCUACGAGAACACUUUGGAUCCAGCUUUAUGAAGCAACUUGGAGAGUUUCGUCGUUGAAAAAUCGCAGCUUCCUGCAAGAGCUUUAUCGACGGCUGGUUAAGCUUAUUGACGAACAAAUCUCAAGUGGUCUAAGGUUGACAGGUCUCACCGAAUUUCUCGAGCUUGCGGGAUUUGGUGUUAGUCAUGCCCUCAGACAAGCAGACGUCCACAAAUCCAAGACCGGGAAAAGGAGAAGCUUUAAUGUUGCUGAUGGAGAAAUGCGGGAUGUUAUCACUGUCGCAAACAGGGUGCUGAUGUUGGCAGGAACGGAGUGUCCCUCUACGAUUAAAAUCAUAACAAGGGUCCUGGAAGCACUGGCAUUUUAUAGCAAACGAGUCAGCAGUCAGCACAACGCCUUACGACUUCUACACGUUCUCGAGAAGCCUUUGAACUUGUUACUGAGCGCCGACAAGAGCUUUCCUGCAUCGUUGCUGGAAAAGCUUCAUCAGUUGUGGGACGGCCUACUCUCCUGUCUUCAAAGGUGUCAGCCCGAGAUGGUCUUCGACUCCGACCUUCUCUUUCUCCAGGCAUCGAGCUUGGCCUGUGCAUUGGAGCAUCCGUAUGAUCCAAUCUCGAACAGGACUCUGGCAUUCUGGGAAGAGACUUACGCCAGGACGCCAGCCUUGAGCUAUCCCAGCAGCCUUCUUCCAUCACUAGCGAAGCUCAAAAGUCAGGUGGCGAUCACUUUACCAGGACUAGUUGCGUCAGACCUCGAGCCAUACACAACGCAAAUCAUGCCUGGUAGUCUGGACGCGCAGAGUAUGGAGAACAGAACACCUGAGGCCACGCCACUCAAAAAAGUCUUCUCGGCAGCAGCAACAGGUGGACAAGUACUAGCCACUGACGAGAUCCCGAGAAAGAAAGUCCGGCUCAGCAAUGCGGGACGAAUGGAGAUGGAAGAUAAAAGCAGCGGCUACGUGCUUAUCCCAAGCCAGCCUCAGAAGGAACUCGCUCUCACGGAUCACCAGAAGGAAGUCCGGAAGCUCCAGAGGGAACAGGGAGCCGGAGUGAAGACUUACACCACCGUCGACUUCAGCCAGGCCGAUUUCGAUACUCCAGCGGACUCCCUCGACGUUGAUAUCUUGGACACCGCUGUUGUGGACGAAGCACUCAAGCUCGCCGGGGAUUUCACGGGUCCACACUCUCUGGAGCUUGCUCCAAGGAACCUCAAGGCUCAAAGAAUUUACUCGUCUCAUGGAGGAGCCCAAGCGUUUGAGCGAGAAGAGGAGUCCUCGGGCGAGAUUGGCGUGCUUGAGAUGCUGUUGACGUGCUCUUGGGAGAAGUUUGAUAAGGAGGAUCUCAAACGUUCCAAGGCAUUGCUAGAGCUUUUGCAAAGCAAAGUAGAUCAAGCUUUGCUCUCAAGAUGUCUUCAGUCAUAAAGCAAUUUGAGGCCGAGUAACUUUUAUUUAAAAAACAAAUAAAGGAAAUAAGGA
Messenger RNA from Selaginella moellendorffii, 3521 nucleotides. RefSeq lists its product as uncharacterized. Gene Ontology annotation, cellular component: nucleus. The transcript has 9 exons. NCBI's taxonomy places the organism in Eukaryota, Viridiplantae, Streptophyta, Lycopodiopsida, Selaginellales, Selaginellaceae. The record is from RefSeq and is a predicted model, not a curated record. Gene Ontology annotation, biological process: telomere maintenance. Bases 57 to 3467 code for a protein of 1136 amino acids.